GUCUUGCCGUCGAGUUCAGGCAACUCGAUCUUGGGAGCAGUGAUCGGAUGGAUAAGUAAUAGGAUAUUAAACUAAUCGUAUGAGCAAUUGCCAGUUAGUUCAUGCCUCUCCGUCUCUGAAAUCAUUUUUUGUUUCAGAUGCCAAUAGAAACAGUCAAACAACGGCGACAUCGAAUCCAAAAUGCCGGCUCUCCCCAAAAACCCGAAUUCCUCCGCGCGGCUGUUGGCGGACAGCGCGGAGGCGGAGCGGCGACUGCUGGAGGCGGAGGAGCGAUUGAGGGAGGCCAUAGAGGAGCUCCAGAGACGUCAGAGGACGGCGGCGAGUGGCCAACACCCGCCAUGCGACCACGCUGACGACUCCUGCGUGGCCAACGCCAUUGGUAAUCUUUGCCAAAGCUUUCUCCUUUCUUAUGGUGUUAGAGUGGGCAUCGGGAUUCUUCUUCGCGCUUUUAAGCUAGCCAGAAGACAGUCUUAUUCUUCGCUUCUUGAUCUCAAGCAACUUGUCUCUGAGAAAGAUUUGAUAGUAAGAGAAGAAGCAUGCCGUGUUGGUUUACUUUUUGGUGGCUUCACAGGAUCAUACCAUGCGCUUAGAUGUUUACUAAGAAAGCUGAGAAAGAAAGAAACACCAGUGAACGCAAUUUUAGCAGGUUCAAUUGCGGGUUUGUCUGUUUUGGCUUUAGAUGAUUCAAACCGAAGGCGUACACUUGCACUGUAUCUUUUGGCUAGAGUAGCCCAGUGUGCUUAUAAUUCUGCAAAGUCAAAAAAUAAGUUUCACUUAUGGGGAAGCCAUUGGAGGCAUGGCGACUCUUUGCUCUUUGCUUUAGCAUGUGCCCAGGUUAUGUAUGCCUUUGUAAUGCGUCCCGAGAGCUUGCCAAAAUCAUAUCAGGAUUUUAUUCAGAAGACUGGUCCUGUUGCAGCUCCUGUAUACAAGGCUGUAAGGGAGAACUGUAGAGGUAGUCCAGUGGAUGUUGCAUCUAUAUCCGCCUACUUAUAUCGCCGAGGGAAGUCCAAUAAUGUGAAGUUGGAAGAGUUCCCUUCUAUUAUUCCUUGUUCUGUUAUUCAUCCAGACACAAAUUCUUGUCUAGCUCACAAUGCUAAUGCAGCUUCGGCUACAUUUAGGAAAACAUUUCCGCUAUACUUCUCUUUGACAUUUGUGCCAUUUGUUGUUCUGCACCUACAAAAGUUUAUGGAUACCCCUGCUCGUACCUUUUGGCUUGCUGUUAAAGGUGCUGUUCGAUCAACAACUUUCUUGUCUGCAUUUGUUGGAAUUUUUCAGGGGGUUAUAUGCAUGCAUAGAAAGAUUGCAUCAAAAGACCAUAAGCUGGUAUAUUGGGUUGCUGGUGCUAUAGCAGCUCUUUCUGUAUUACUGGAGAAAAAAACCAGACGCAGUGAACUUGCUCUAUAUGUUCUUCCGCGAGCAGGAGAAUCAUUAUGGUAUAUUUUAGUAAACCGGCACCUGCUUCCUGAUAUUAAAAAUGCUGAGGUGGCCUUAUUUUGUGGAUGCAUGGGAGGAAUCAUGUACUACCUAGAAUAUGAGCCAGACACCAUGGCCCCCUUUCUUAGGGGUCUAAUCCGCCGCUUCCUGGCUAGCAGAAUAAGCAAUCCAGGCUCUUCAUCUAAUCGGACAGCUUCAUACACGUACUUGCAGACUCUUGAUGCCAUGAAUAAGCCACAACUACAGGACAACCGAGAGGUCGAAACUUCAACUCCUAAACAAUACAACCUUGAAUCUAUACCAGGGCUCUAAGCAUGUUUUUGUUGCCUAUUAUAUCAUUCUGAAAUUCAGUCAACCAUCCAUUCUUUGUAAUUUAUGUAGACUUUUUUGCUAAAAAUAUAGUAGUAGAACAUUGUACAAGGGGAUUAGUGAUGAUGCAGUGCCUGUUAAGGCAAAUAACUGAAAUAGAGGGAUUUAUUUGUAAUCCCACUGUAGGUUCUCUCCUAACCUUAUGUGUACUCUGUACUCCACCACAGGAGUCGUUGUUAUUGAAGAGACUUUGAACGCGAGGAAAUGAUAUGUGAUGCUAAAUGUAAAGAUUGUGCAAAGGAUUUGCCUCUGCCCACUGUAAAUAAUCUCAGUUGCUGUCUAUUCCACUGUUCA
Molecule: messenger RNA, 2097 nt
Organism: Theobroma cacao (cacao)
Lineage: Eukaryota; Viridiplantae; Streptophyta; Magnoliopsida; Malvales; Malvaceae
Product: Mitochondrial import inner membrane translocase subunit Tim17/Tim22/Tim23 family protein
Source: RefSeq, a predicted model, not a curated record